AUGUAUGAAGACAGUAACAGACUAGCUAUACGGGGAGGCCUGCCUAUGGAGACCUAUGGAAAAGGUAAAAAUUCCCUUAAACGGAAGAGUUCAUGCGUUGAUAACCAUUGGGGAUUAGAAUGUAUGAGAGAAAGCGAAAGUCAAUGGUUAGGGCGAUGUAGUUUGUUUGUAGUUACUGCAAAAAGGUCGCGGUAG
Molecule: messenger RNA, 195 nt
Organism: Debaryomyces hansenii CBS767
Lineage: Eukaryota; Fungi; Ascomycota; Pichiomycetes; Serinales; Debaryomycetaceae
Product: DEHA2D11132p
Exons: 1
Coding region: 1-195 (64 amino acids)
Source: RefSeq, a predicted model, not a curated record